Molecule: messenger RNA, 2100 nt
Organism: Neohortaea acidophila
Lineage: Eukaryota; Fungi; Ascomycota; Dothideomycetes; Mycosphaerellales; Teratosphaeriaceae
Exons: 5
Coding region: 1-2100 (699 amino acids)
Source: RefSeq, a predicted model, not a curated record
AUGCCUUCUCCUACCGGUGCUCUAUCUUCCACCUUCUCUCCCUACUCCGACUCCCCCAACUCCCCGGCGCCAUUCAAGACAUAUCCUCUGGCCGAGAAGCGAUCUCCCAGUGGCACGGAUACCCUCCAUCCGCCUCCAAGCCCAUACCCACAACACAUCGAUCCGUCGCCUGUCGAUUCCAAUGGCACCGAGAACACAGAGAUAGAGGAAGAAGCUCAAGAAGACGGUGAAUCACGGGCGCAGUCAGAGUCGAACAAUGUGCCAGAUGCAGAUGCGCAACCAUCGGACAUUGAAAUCAUAAGUCCAGAAAGUGCAUCUAGUGACCGAAUUCCCCUUCUCCAGACACAGCUACCGCCUCACAAGCCGGCGGAUGACGAACCACAGUCUGUCAUUCAUGCACCAGCCGGCUUCAAGAACUUCGAAGACAUGAGAGCCAGCCAGCAGUCGCCCACCGAAGGGUCCGAGAAUACCGUCGUGUCCCCACGCACGCCCGAGGCUGUCAUGAGUCCGAUAUCCAGGAAAAUGUCGGCAAUGUCUCCCGUCAAUACGAGUGUCCCACGUUACGUCGACCGAUCCACGCCGCGAGCCCACACUAGACAGGAAUUUGACGAGCGCAGAAGCAUGCGCACUCCUAGCCUUGAUGACAUCCCCGAGGCGCAAGACAUCGUCUCCACUCCAGCAGAAGAACAAGGCGACGCUCAAUCAGGCGGAGAGAAACUCGUCUUUCGCUCGAUUGAAGAGUCACUCGCGGAUGCAGAGGGACGAUUGGCAAACCUGCGUACGGCAUUGAGUGAAUGCUGGACACUCUGCAAUACUCUCGCCAACCUCUCGUCGACGCAUCGGCAGCGCACAUUUCAAUACGCCGGCAGACAGCAGGUGCAAGAGCAAGCAUGGCGUAGCUGUUGGCGACUCUGCCAACAACUCUACGACUCGAGGGACAAAGACCAUACCUCGCACGUGCUGCCAACGCUGGAGCUCUGCCGCGAGUUCUGUACCUCGCUUUUCGACGCGAGACAAAAGCUAGACGACGUAACAGACUCGGUCUUGCGGUUGAGCUUCGAGCUGAACAAUCACCUCUACAAUACGCAAGACCGCUCGCUCCCCGAAGCAUUCAGCGAGAGGACGCUGGACUUUUACGUCACCUUGUGCCAUCGACUGAUGAAACAGCAAACAUCGCUGCCACCGGAGACAGAUGCGCUGCUACGAGCAUGCUGGAAUCUGGCGGAAAUGCUAUUCAACUUACGCCAGAACAAUCGCGAGGGCAAGAGCCCCGACGAAGAGCUGCUCGGCUCGGCCGUGCAGGCAUGUUGGGAGCUUUGCGACCUCUUCCGCGAAGGAUGGACGCAAGUGCGGCCCGAUCGAGGCACGCCUCGCCCAAGUCAAACCGUCUUCCCUUCCCAAUCCUCUCUGCAUUCAGGGUCAAGUCGAUCAGAAGUCCGCUCCCGCUCUGCCUCCACCUUGAGUAACCGCGGACCUCCGGUACCAGCCCGAUCUCUGCCUCCCGAAACCCCCUCGACGAUCUUUGAUGAUGCGAGCACAGCCACUUCUUCACCAGACGGUGGUUCCGUCCCUCACAUUCUCGUCCUCGGACCGGCCAGCGGCGCAAACGCGGGCAAGACUCUCCGUGGAGGAACACAUCACGACCGAUGGUCGAGCAACGCCUCCGCUCUGAGCGCCUACUCCGAAUCGUCCACACCCUCCUCGCAGCGAACCUCCUCCACCGCCACCGCCAACAGUGAAGAAGCACACCUCACCCGCCUACGCUGCCUCCUCCUCAAAGCCGGCAUGAACACCGGCUUCUCCCGCAUCUCCGGCCAGCGCCUACCCGAUUACCUCCAAAGCGUCCCUGGCUCCGCGUUCGGCUCACUACCCUGGCAGGAGAAAGUCUUCUCCUUCUACAAGGCUCUCGUCAUAGGCGACGCAUCGAUGGAGACGGUGCACAGUAUCCCGUCGAGGAGAUUAGGCGCAAACGAGGUGGCAAAGUCGGUGCGCUGGCUGGGAAGCAAUGAAGACUGGGCGUGGAUGCGCGAUCUUUAUCGGAUCGUGUUUGGCUUUGGCAUCGAUGAGGCGGAGCGAAGAGGUGGGUCGUUCCAGAUAUGA